AUGGCGUCUCCCAGUCCUAGUCAUUCUCUUGAGAAGCAGCCUGAUCUACAGUCAGGUCCGCCGGCCGACCCUCAUGUCGACCACCCCAAUCAACACCAUGAUAAAUCUCCGGGUGUGACUAGGAUCGAGGCCAUCGCCGGCUGUCUGACUCCAGUGACCCGUACGAUCCUGUUCGUGAGCAUCUUUAUUCUGGGUUAUGCGUUCGGCUUAGACGCGGUGCUGCGCGGCGUCUACCAAACCUACGCUACCGCCAGCUACGAUGAUCACUCGCUGCUUUCCACGGUCAAUGUCAUCCGCACCGUCUUCGCUGCUGCUGCUCAGCCAACGUCAGGCAAGCUCGCGGAUGCCUUUGGUCGGGUCGAGAUCCUUGGUCUGUCCAUCAUCCUGUAUCUGGUCGGCACCAUUGUCGAGGCGACUUCCACCGGUCUCGCUGCAUUUGGCGCCGGCGCGGUCCUCUACACGCUGGGGUUCACCAUUGUUCAGACGCUGGUCGACAUCCUCAUCGCCGAUGUAACGUCUACUCGGGUGCGGCUCCUCGCUACCUUCGUUCCCAACCUGCACUUCAUCAUCACAGCCUGGGUAUCUGGCAAUAUCUCGUCGGCCGUCCUGGGCGCCACCUCGUGGAAAUGGGGUGUCGGCAUGUGGUGUAUUAUCUUCACCGUGUGUGUGGCCCCCGUCAUCGCCACCCUUGUUUUCCUCUCCCGUCGCGCUGCUCGCAAUUCUCCCGCCUCAAUGGCCGUCCGGUCUGUUCCCUUAAACCGGCUAUUUUGGCAGCUGGAUGUCCCCGGUAUUGUCCUCUUGGUUGCAUCCCUCGCCCUGGUGCUUACUCCGCUUACUAUCGCCGGGGGCUACAGUCCCAAAUGGCGCUCGGCGCAUGUGCUCGCCCCGCUGGUGAUAGGAGUAUGCUGUAUCCCAGCGUUCAUUGUCUGGCAGCUCCGAGCGCCGCACCCGCUCAUCCCCUUUCGCUUUCUCCGGGAUAGAGGCGUGUGGGGCCCGCUGGCGAUUGCCACCAUGAUGAACUUUGCCUACAUGAUGCAGGGCAACUAUCUCUACACCGUGCUGAUUGUCGCUUUUGACUUUUCUAUUACGGCGGCAACCAGGAUCGCCACGCUGUACAUGUUCACCUCGUUCGUCGUGGGGCCGAUCUGCGGAGCGCUGGUCUACCGCGUCCGGCGGCUGAAAUACUUUAUCGUCGCCGGUACCGUGCUCUUCAUCGUCGGAUUUGGUUUGCUCAUCCGCUACCGUGGCGGCGCAGAGGGCCCUAACCGGGCCGGGGUUAUUGGGGCGCAGGUGGUCUUGGGGAUUGCAGGCGGCCUAGCACCAUACGCAUCGCUUGCCUCGCUUCAAGCGUCGAUCGGCCACGAGCAGCUGGGAGUCAUGACGGGGCUUUUCCUCGCCUUCCACAGCAUCGGGGAUGCGCUGGGCAACAGUGUCGCGGGUGCCAUCUGGACACAAGUCCUGCCGUCGGCGCUUGCAUCCCGGCUGGCCACGCUGCCGGAUGGUGCGACCCUCGCUGCAUCCGUCUAUGGCAACCCGUUCGCUGUCGUCGCACAAUAUCCCAUUGGAACCGCGACCAGGAGCGCAAUAAUUGCCAGCUACCAACAUGUGCAGCGCCUGCUCUGCAUCACCGGGAUCUGUCUCUGCAUCCCACUGAUUGGCCUGGCAUUUUGCCUGCGCGACCCUCCGUUGAACAACUCCCAGUCUCUCGUUGAGGACAGCCCUGUUACUUCCGAAAAAAGGCGGCCGGAAGCUUGA
This is a messenger RNA of Aspergillus pseudoviridinutans, 1755 nucleotides long. RefSeq lists its product as uncharacterized. NCBI's taxonomy places the organism in Eukaryota, Fungi, Ascomycota, Eurotiomycetes, Eurotiales, Aspergillaceae. The record is from RefSeq and is a predicted model, not a curated record. Gene Ontology annotation, biological process: transmembrane transport; intracellular iron ion homeostasis. Gene Ontology annotation, molecular function: siderophore-iron transmembrane transporter activity. The transcript has a single exon. Gene Ontology annotation, cellular component: vacuolar membrane; endosome. Bases 1 to 1755 code for a protein of 584 amino acids.